AAUGAUGCCACGCAAUUCACACAUGGCCGAGCCUUCCCGCGCACGGAACGGUCUCUAAUUCGAUGAGAAAAGGUGGUGAAUGUUUUCAUUUCACCCAAAGAAUAAGAUUGAAGAGAGAGAGAGAGCACCGGCAUUUUUAUUAUCCGAGACCCAGGUAACGUCUUUAACUGUUACCUUAACCAAUCACCAGCUGACACGUUGACAUCACGCCCUUUGUACGUUACCUUCCAUGGCAUAUUAACCGCCUCCUCUGUUUCGGUUUAUAAACGCCCCGAAACUUCACUCUGUUGUUUCCUCACAACUCUCUCUCUCUCUCUCUCUCUCUCUCAAUGUAAUUAGUUGAUUUAAUUGCUAUUUCUUCUUUGCUUUUUUUGUUCUUCGUUUUGUAGCUUUUGUUCUGUCUGGAGAUUUUAAGAACACAGAGAGAAAAUGGAUGAUGAAUUUGCAAAGCUUAUUAUGAGAAUCAACCCUCCAAGAGUUGUUGUUGAUAAUGAUGCUUGCGAGCAUGCUACCUUCAUACAGGUUGAUAGUGUGAAUAGGCAUGGUAUUCUCCUUGAAGUUGUCCAGAUUCUUUCAGACCUGAACCUUGUUGUAACCAAGGCAUAUAUCUCAUCUGAUGCAGGAUGGUUUAUGGAUGUGUUCUAUGUGACAGAUAAUCAUGGAAACAAAAUUACAGAUGAGCAGAUCCUCAGUUAUAUACAGAAGACUCUUGAUACUAGAGUCUCUUUCUUAAAUUCAAUGAGGAGCUCUGUUGGUGUAAUUCCUUCUAAGGAGCAUAGCUCAAUAGAACUAACCGGUAGUGACAGGCCAGGGCUUCUAUCGGAGUUAUCUGCAGUCCUAGCAGACCUAAGGUGCAAUGUGGUGAAUGCUGAGAUCUGGACACAUAAUGGUAGAGCUGCAGCAGUUAUCCAUGUGACAGACCAGUCAACAGGGCAUGCAAUUGAAGAACCGAAUAGACUUUCAAUGAUCAAGGAACUACUCUUCAAUGUCAUGAAAGGCAACAGUGAUUUUAGGAUACCUAGAAUGUCAAUUUCCUCUUCUGGAGUAAUACAUAGAGGGAGAAGAUUGCACCAGAUGCUGUUUGCUGAUAGGGAUUUUGAGAGGCCUAAGAAUGUGGAAUUUAAAAGUUCAAACCCCCAUGUAACUGUGCUGGAUUGCAGUGAUAGGGAUUAUACAGUUGUGACUAUAAGGUCCCUGGAUCGACCAAAGCUAUUGUUCGACACUCUUUGCUGUCUAACAGACAUGGAAUAUGUGGUUUUCCAUGGAACAGUCAUCACAGGAAGAAUGGAAGCCUAUCAGGAAUACUAUAUCAGGCAUGUUGAUGGAUUCCCUAUAAGCUCAGAAGCUGAGCAACAACGAGUUGUAGAGUGUCUUGAAGCAGCCAUUGAAAGGCGGGCCUCAGAGGGCCUGGAAUUGGAACUCUGUACAGAUGAUCGUUUCGGGCUCCUUUCAGACAUUACAAGGAUAUUUCGUGAAAACGGUUUGUGCAUCAGAAGAGCUGAAAUAUCCACCAAGGGUGGGAAAGCAAACGAUACUUUCUUUGUCACGGAUGUUUCAGGUAAUCCCGUUGAUCCCAAAACUGUGGAUUUGAUCCAGAAUCAGAUAGGACAAGGCAAUCUUCAGGUAAAAGGCAAUUCCUUUGUAUCUCCGAAACUUCCCAAGGAGACAACAGGAAGUUUCCUAUUUGGGAACUUCUUCAAAGGACGAAGUUUCCAAAACUUUAAGCUCAUCAAAUCUUGCUCAUAAUCUCUGUUCCCUGUUAGUUUUUGGAAGGGAACAGCGAAAUGCUUCCUUGAGAAAAUACACUGAAGAUGUCACCUCUGAAAAGUUACAAAAAGGGAAAAGGUAGCGCUAGCU
Durio zibethinus is the source of this 1857-nucleotide messenger RNA. RefSeq names its product ACT domain-containing protein ACR6-like. The record is from RefSeq and is a predicted model, not a curated record. NCBI's taxonomy places the organism in Eukaryota, Viridiplantae, Streptophyta, Magnoliopsida, Malvales, Malvaceae.